This is a messenger RNA of Prunus armeniaca (apricot), 1002 nucleotides long. Lineage: Eukaryota; Viridiplantae; Streptophyta; Magnoliopsida; Rosales; Rosaceae. The record is from the annotation of a GenBank genome assembly.
AUGGCGGAAACAUCAUCGUCGUCGUCUUCAACAAAAUCGGAUGAAGAAAAAGAAGAGAUGCUGGACCGCUUGCUCACACGUCUGGCUCUCUGCGACGACUCCAAGCUCCAACCCUUACUUUCCAAGCUUCUCCCCUUCACCGUUUCCUCUCUUUCUUCUAACUCCUCCGCCGUCCGCAACAAGGUUCUUGAGAUAUUGAGUCACGUGAACAAGAGAGUAAAGCAUCAACCUGAGAUUGCUUUACCCUUAUCAGAGUUAUGGAAUAUAUAUUCAGAAGCUAAUGCUGCUUCAAUGGUGAGGAAUUUCUGCAUCCUCUAUAUUGAGAUGGCAAUGGAUCGUGCUGAUACAAAGGAAAAAGAAAAUUUGGCAGCUACACUGCUGUCUGGUGUUUCCAAACUCCCUCUUCAGCACCACGAAAUUAUACUCAGACUCGCUACCAAGGUCAUGGGUGAGUGUCACUCAAGUGGUGUAAAUGAUGAAGUUGCUGCAAAAGAAUGCCCACCUGGACUUUCGAUUGCUCAAACCCACCGUGUUACAGGGAAACAACCAUUGAAAAGUGAUAUACUUCUAACAAGAAAGUUAGGGAUCUUGAAUGUUAUUGAGGCUAUGGAGCUGGCCCCUGAGCUUGUUUAUCCUCUAUAUGUGGCUGCCUCUGUAGACUGUCAAGAGCCUGUUGUUAAGAAAGGGGAAGAGCUCCUAAAGAAGAAGGCUGCUGGAGCCAACUUAGAUGAUUCAGACCUCAUAAACACACUUUUUUUGUUAUUUAAUGGUACUGCUGGAGCUCAAAAUGUUGCUCCCGAAUCUCGAGUCACUCCUGCAAAUCCUGCUUUAAAAGCAAAACUUGUAUCUAUUUUCUGCCGGUCUAUUACAGCAGCAAACAGUUUCCCUUCAACUUUGCAGUGCAUUUUUGGUUGCAUAUAUGGAAGUGAUACCACAUCAAGGUUGAAGCAGUUGGGAAUGGAAUUCACCGUCUGGGUGUUUAAACAUGUAAGGACCUUCUGA